Messenger RNA from Papilio machaon (common yellow swallowtail), 753 nucleotides. Its product is annotated as lysozyme. Bases 237 to 656 code for a protein of 139 amino acids. NCBI's taxonomy places the organism in Eukaryota, Metazoa, Arthropoda, Insecta, Lepidoptera, Papilionidae. The transcript has 3 exons. The record is from RefSeq and is a predicted model, not a curated record.
CCUGUAUAAAGAAAACAUACAACACCGCUAACUUCAACAAUAGUUUUCCUUGCAUUUAAUUGAUUUGCUUGUUUUCUUCAAACAACAUGUUUUCAACAAUAGGUUACCUUCAUUUGCAUAAUGGAAUCAUGCAUGCAUCUUAAUGUUAAUUCAUAAAGUAAAUAUUUAAACGCAUCUUAUGUGUUGGUACCAUCAUUCGUCAGUUCGCAAUUUCCUUAUGCUAAAAUUCUUCUAAUAUGAAGUCGUAUAUUCUUCUGUUUACUGCUGCAAUGAUUCUUGUGUGUGAAGGCAGACAGUUAUCAAGAUGCGAGUUGGUUAGAGAACUGAGGAAAUACGGUUUCCCGGAGAAUCAAAUGAAAGACUGGGUAUGUCUAGUGGAAAAUGAGAGUUCGAGACGUACUGACGUCAUCGGAAAACCGAACAGAGAUGGUUCCAGAGACUUCGGCCUGUUCCAGAUCAACGAUAGAUACUGGUGCAGCAACACUAAUGCACCUGGCAAGGACUGCAACGUCACCUGCAAACAAUUGUUAUCUAAUAAUAUACGGGAUUCAGCAGUUUGCGCUCAGAAGAUUUAUAAACGACAUGGCUUCAACUCUUGGUACGGCUGGAUAAACCGCUGCCGUGGCAAACCUUUGCCCGAUAUUACAUCGUGUUAGAACGAAGCAAUAAAUCUAAAAAAAUACACAAGAAAAUAUUGUGGAAAAGGUCGUUUAUUAUCUCCCGUUAUAUUGAAGUAUGCUGUAUAAAUAAAAG